Molecule: messenger RNA, 2616 nt
Organism: Peromyscus leucopus (white-footed mouse)
Lineage: Eukaryota; Metazoa; Chordata; Mammalia; Rodentia; Cricetidae
Gene: Zscan10
Product: zinc finger and SCAN domain containing 10
Exons: 5
Coding region: 28-2379 (783 amino acids)
Biological process (GO): regulation of transcription by RNA polymerase II
Molecular function (GO): DNA-binding transcription factor activity; RNA polymerase II cis-regulatory region sequence-specific DNA binding
Source: RefSeq, a predicted model, not a curated record
AGCGGUCCGGUUUCACAGGUGUGAAAGAUGCUGGCAGAACCGGUCCCAGAUGCUCCGGAACAAGAGCAGUUCGGAGCAGUGAAGCUGGAGGAGGACGACUUGCCUGUCGAGGAGGACCCCGUGCGGGCAGAGGCCAGGCCUCGGCCUGAGGUAGCCCACCAGCUCUUUAGGUGCUUCCAGUACCAGGAAGAUAUGGGGCCGCGAGCAUCCCUGGGCCGGCUCCGGGAACUCUGCAACCACUGGCUGCGGCCGGCGAUGCACACCAAGAAGCAGAUUCUAGAGCUGCUGGUGCUGGAGCAGUUCCUGAGCGUCCUGCCCCCGCACGUGCUCAGUCGACUGCAGGGCCAGCCACUCAGGGAUGGAGAGGAGGUGGUACAGCUGCUGGAGGGCGUGCCCAGAGACUCCAGCCACGCGGGGCCCCUGGAUUUUAGCUUCAGUGCUGGCAAGAGUGCCCCUGCAGACAUCAUCUCGGAGGGACAGGAUAUCCCUUCCCAGGCCUCCAACCCCAGCCCCAAAAGGGAGCUGCCCUCAGAGGAGACUCCAGCCCUGCAUCCACUGAAUGAAUUACCCCCAUCUCAGCCAAUGCCCACCAAGCCUGCUGAGCCUGAGGAGUGGAAACUUGCCCCGAGUUCAAACUGGCCAGUGAGCCCAGAGCCCCAGAGGAUGCUCCAGGACCCACAAGAAAGCCACCCCUCCCAGGGCCCCUCAUGGCUUGAGGAGAAUUCCAGAGACCAAGAGCUGGUGGCUGUGUUGGAGUCCCUUACCUUUGAGGAUACCUCAGAGAAGAAAGCUUGGUCUGCAAACCCUCUUGGAUUUAGGAGCAGAAUGCCUGACAAGGAGGAUCUUAAAGCUGAAGAACCUAAGGAGAAUAUUUGGCCUGUCAUCAUUUUGUCAGAGUCCCAGACGGAGGACCCUGGAGUCACAGCAGAGCCUCCUUCCCAGACACUAGGGCAGGAGGCAAAUGGUGCUGGUGGAGGAGGGACCCCUGCUGACAGCGGUGAGGUUCCGGACAGCAGAGGAGCUGCAGGUGUCCCAGAGUCCGAGCCAGAGUCGCUCGGCUUUAUAUGCACGGAGUGUGGAAUGAACUUCCCACAGCUGUCCAGCCUACAGGCACACCAGCUACAGUCUCACCCGGGCUCUGGACCUCGGCCAGUCUCUCGUUCCUUCCGGUGUCUGUGGUGCGGGAAGACUUUUGGGCGCAGCUCCAUCCUCAAGCUGCACGUGCGCAUACACACAGAUGAGCGGCCGCACGCCUGUCACCUCUGCAGCCACCGCUUCCGCCAGAGCUCACACCUGGCCAAGCAUUUGCUCACGCACUCCUCUGAGCCUGCCUUCCGAUGUGCUGAGUGUGACCAGGGCUUCCAGCGUCGCUCCAGCCUCAUGAAGCACCUGCUGGCACAUGCCCAGGACCAGAAUCCCACGCCAGACCCAGAAGGCAAAACGAAAGUGCCAGAGAAGGCAGUUGUCCUCUGUCCCCAAUGUGGGCAGACCUUCCAACGGCGCUCCAGUUUAAAGCGUCACCUGCGCAUCCAUGCAAAAGGCAAGGACCGUCAGUCCUCGGAAGACCCUGGCAGCCUUAGCUCUCGCCAGGAGAGCAAGCCCUACGUGUGCGGUGACUGUGGCAAGGCCUUCCGACGAAGCGAGCACCUAAUGGCCCACAAGCGAGUCCAUACCGGCGAACGACCCUUUUCCUGCCAGGCCUGUGGCCGCUGCUUCACCCAAAGUUCCCAGCUGAUCAGCCACCAGCAGGUGCACACGGGUGAGAAGCCUCAUGCCUGUCCGCAGUGCAGCAAACGCUUUGUGAGACGUGCCGGUCUUGCUCGCCAUCUGUUGACCCACGGUGGCCUCCGGCCUUACCACUGUGCCCAAUGUGGCAAAAGCUUCAGCCAAAUGCAAGACCUGACUCGCCACCUGCUCAGCCACACAGGAGAGAAGCCCUGCCGAUGCAGUGAGUGCGGAGAGAGGUUCAGCCAGAGUGCCCACCUGGCACGCCACCAGCGCAUCCACACGGGGGAGAAGCCUCACGCCUGUGACACCUGUGGUCACCGCUUCCGCAACAGCUCCAACUUGGCCCGCCACCGCCGCAGCCACACGGGCGAACGGCCCUACAGCUGCCCAACCUGCGGCCGCAGUUUCCGGCGCAAUGCGCACCUGCAGCGCCACCUGGUCACACACACCGCCUCCAGGCAAGAGAUGGAAGACCCCCAGGAGUGCCCCGAGUGUGGCAAGAGCUUCAGUCGCAGCUGCAACCUGCUGCGCCAUCUGCUGGUGCACACGGGCGCAAGGCCUUACUCUUGUGUGCUGUGCGGUCGGGGUUUCAGCCGCAAUUCGCACCUGCUGCGCCACCUGAGAACCCACGCCCGGGAGACGCUGUAUUAGCUUCCCCCACGCACGUUCCAGCAGCCUGUCCCGUAUGCACUUCCCUGCAUGAAUAAGAUUCCCUGUGAUGUCCCCUUCACACAUACCUGCUCUUGGUUCCUCCACGUUUGGUGUCCCCACCAUUGACCUCUUUUCCCUGACCCCAGGAAUGUGGUUUUGGAUGCCUUAAGUAAAGCUACCUUCUCAAAAUUGGUCCUUACAAUUUUUUUUUUCUUUUUCGGGACAGGGUGACCUUGA